CUCCCCCGCCCCACUCACCCCCGCCAUGUUCCGGCUCGUGUCUGGCGUCCGCCCUACCUUCAAGGGCAUUUCGCCCUUCUCGUCGGCCCUGCGCCACUCGUCCCUCGGCGCCGCCCGCUACUUUGCCUCCGUGUCCGAGGAUGACCUGGCCAAGGCUCGUGCCAAGCCCCUCUUCAACACCAUCCUCAUCGCCAACCGUGGUGAGAUCGCCUGCCGUGUGAUCCGCUCUGCCCGGCGUCUGGGCAUCCGCACCGUUGCCGUCUACAGUGAUGCCGACCGGAACUCCCUCCACACCCGUCUCGCCGACGAGGCCUACCACAUCGGCCCUUCCCCCUCGGCCGACUCGUACCUCCGGUCGGAUCGCAUUCUCGAGGUGGCCGCCAAGACCGGCGCCCAGGCCAUCCACCCUGGCUAUGGCUUCCUUUCGGAGAACGCCGCCUUCGCGGAGCUCUGCAGCAGCCGCGGCAUCACCUUCAUUGGCCCGCCGCCGCAGGCCAUCCGCGACAUGGGGUCCAAGUCGGCCUCCAAGCGCAUCAUGUCCGAGGCCGGGGUCCCCGUGGUCCCGGGCUACCAUGGCGACAACCAGGACGAUGCCCACCUGGCGGCCGAGGCCGAGGCCAUCGGCUUCCCGGUCCUCAUUAAGGCUGUCAUGGGUGGCGGUGGCAAGGGCAUGCGCAUUGUCGAGCGUGCUGAGGACUUCCCCGAGGCCCUGGAGUCGGCUCGUCGUGAGUCCCGCAACUCCUUCGCCGAUGAUCGCGUCCUGGUGGAGAAGUAUCUGCAGCGGCCACGCCACGUCGAGGUCCAGGUCUUCGGCGACACCCUCGGCAAUGUGGUGCACCUGCACGAGCGCGACUGCUCGGUGCAGCGCCGCCACCAGAAGGUCAUCGAGGAGGCCCCUGCUCCCAACCUGUCGGCUGAGGUCCGUGCCGAGCUUGGUCGCCAGGCGGUGGCCGCUGCCCGCGCGGUCGGCUACGUCGGCGCCGGUACCGUGGAGUUCAUCAUGGACGCCGACCGCCCGGAGAACUUCUACUUCAUGGAGAUGAACACUCGUCUGCAGGUGGAGCACCCGGUGACUGAGCUGGUCACUGGCGCCGACCUGGUCGCCUGGCAGCUGGAGAUCGCCUCCGGCCGGCCUCUGUCCCGGUCCCAGAGCGAGAUCCCCUGCCGCGGCCACUCCUUCGAGGCGCGCAUCUAUGCCGAGAACCCCGAGAACAACUUCAUGCCCGACACCGGCCGCCUGGUUCACCUGUCAACCCCGGUGCCCAACUGCGAUGCCUCCCUGGGUCUCGGCUCGCUCAACCGCUUCCCGGCCAUUGAGACUGAUGGCCAGCCGAAGGCCGGCCUGGAGCUGACCGACGGCUUCGACAUGGCGCCACUGACCCGUGUGGAGUCCGGUGUGCGUGCCGGCGACGAGGUGUCCGUUUUCUACGAUCCCAUGAUUGCCAAGCUGGUCGUUUGGGAUACCGAUCGUGAGGCCGCUCUGCGCCGUCUGAACGACGCGCUGGAUCGCUACCAUGUUGUUGGCCCCCGUACCAACCUCUCUUUCCUCCGCCGCCUGGCGUCGCACCCUGCCUUUGCUGGGGCCGAGUUGGAGACCGGCUUCAUCGACCUCCACCGCGAUAGCCUCUUCCCUGAGGGUACCACCAGCGACUCGCCUGGGCCCAUCUCCCUCGAGUCCGUUGUGCAGGCCACGCUCCAUCUCCUGCUGGAGGAGAACAAGCAGACCGCUGCCUCCGCGUCUAGCUCUCAGUUCCCUGCUUCGCCCACUUGGUCCAGCGGCGCCUUCCAGACCAACCUCCUGACCAGCCGCGUGUUCAACUUCAAUGUCCCGACCGCGGCCGGCGCCGCGUCCACCGACCCCGCGUCCAAGAUCGCCGUCACUGUCACCUACCAGGCCGAUGGUAGCUACCGCAUGGAGGUGGUUGGCGAGCGGCUGGCCUCGGCUGGCACCGCAGCCGGCACCGCGGCCGACCCCAUCAUCCUGGAGAAUGUCCGUGGGUCUCGCAUUCCGGCCCAUGGGAAUGAGGUUGGCGGCAGUGUUGCCCCCGGGGGGACCGCCGGCGAGCUGGUCACCGACCUGCUCCAGAGCGAGUGGGCCCAGCACCUGGGCACCGCGCGCGUGGUGGCCCGCCAGCUGGGCGACGAGUCGCAGUCCAUCCAGCCGGAGCGCGAGCUGCACAUCCUGCGCGCGCGCGACAGCGCCCGCCAUGUUCUCCGUCUGGAUGUGCCGAAGUUCGUGUCCAAGCUUGAGGAGGGUGCCGAUGGUGCCUCCGGUGCCGGUGGCUUCGGCUCGGUCCUGGCUCCGAUGCCCUGCAAGGUGACCAAUGUCUCGGUGGCUGCCGGGGACAUUGUCUCCCGCGGCCAGACCCUCAUGGUGGUGGAGGCCAUGAAGAUGGAGCACGUCGUUCGUAGCCCGUCCGACGCUCGCGUUGCCCGUGUCGUGCAUGCCGUUGGCGACCUGGUUGGCGAGCGCCGUCCUCUGGUUGUCCUCGAGCCCAUUGAGGGCGAGGAGGAGAAGUAAACACCUGUUCCUCUUCUUUGCUCGCCGCCGGGUUACCCCGGCCUCCACACUUGCCGUGCUGCCCGAUGCUUAUUGCUCUCUCUUUCUCUCUCUAUCUCUCUCUCAUGUGGGGAUGUUUCGCCAUUCCCCCUGCCCUGCAGGCGGAGAAGGGAAUCGCACAAACACACACAUAUAUGCCCGCUUGCCUGUUCGGGGGGAGAGAGAGGGAGAGAGAAGGAGACGGCGACGCAACAGCACGCAUGCUUGCGCGCAUCGAAGUACCGCUGCCGAGAGUUUCCACCCUCCUUCCCCCCUCUCUCUCGCGUGGUCCACUGUGCAGUGGCUCCGGCACCAUGUCCCCGCCCUGCGCGUGGAAAUGCAUGCAUACAGCGAACAAUAAAGUCAAAUUGGAUCACAACAG
Messenger RNA from Fonticula alba, 2921 nucleotides. RefSeq lists its product as hypothetical. Gene Ontology annotation, cellular component: mitochondrion. The transcript has 8 exons. Bases 26 to 2521 code for a protein of 831 amino acids. NCBI's taxonomy places the organism in Eukaryota, Rotosphaerida, Fonticulaceae. Gene Ontology annotation, molecular function: metal ion binding; ATP binding; methylcrotonoyl-CoA carboxylase activity. The record is from RefSeq and is a predicted model, not a curated record.